Oldenlandia corymbosa var. corymbosa is the source of this 741-nucleotide messenger RNA. The record is from the annotation of a GenBank genome assembly. NCBI's taxonomy places the organism in Eukaryota, Viridiplantae, Streptophyta, Magnoliopsida, Gentianales, Rubiaceae.
AUGCUACUAAGGACCUAUGGCCAAGAUUCAUCAGUUUCAGACAAUGUUGUUCUUCCAAUGUACCAGGGCAUCAUGUUUCAUGGUGGCAUAAAUAAUUGUCCGGUUUGUGGUGGCUCUUUGAUGUAUAAUAGCAAAGAGUAUUACUGUAAAGAAGAAUUUAAUGAAUGGUCAAGUUGGACUUAUGCUACUAAGGACUCACCAAGAAAAGAUGAACCCCUGAAAAUCCCUGAAUCUGUUGAGAAAUCUCCAGUCCCUGAAGUCAUAAAGACGCAUGAGGAUCCAAAAAAUCAGCGUAAAAGAGAAUUGAAACUAGCUGAUAAGCCCCCUGCUCAGAUGAUGAUUCCUUAUCCAGUCAUCUCCCACAAUCACACGACUGGUGAACUGGAGCUCAGGCAACUUGGAUUGCAGCAACUCAUAGUAAGCUUGACCCCAUGGAAUUGUCCUGAAUGUAAUCUUUUAAGUGAGGAUCUUCUUCAAUCUUUUCAAUCUCCAUCAGUUUGCAAAAUAUUUUGGAUUGAAGAAUCCGGAUGGAUCUUGAACAAGGGAGAUUUGGGAGCACUCUUAAGGAGUUCUUUUGCUGAAGAUAUUCAGCAUUCAGAGACCAAUGAAGAAAUUAUGGGUGUCCUUUCUUUUGUCUUCUGGACUUUGACUCUGGUUCCUUUAUUGAAGUAUGUUUUUAUAGUUCUUCAAGCUGAUAACAAUGGAGAGGGUAUGGCCCAAUUACCAAAACAGUUAAAAUGA